Molecule: messenger RNA, 1285 nt
Organism: Punica granatum (pomegranate)
Lineage: Eukaryota; Viridiplantae; Streptophyta; Magnoliopsida; Myrtales; Lythraceae
Source: RefSeq, a predicted model, not a curated record
GUUCCCAACAACACUAUCAUAAUAUAUACAUGUAUAUGAUUCUAUCUUCCCCUUCAUCAUCGUCAUCAACCUUUCUUCUCUUCUCUCACUUCUCUUCUUCAGUUCACACUGCAAAUAUCUCUGAUUAAACUCACUCUCCACUCCCCACUCCCCACUUCCUGAUCUUCCCCAUUCGUCUGCGUCAGUCUUCCUAGUGCUUGAACUUCGCUUUCGCUUCUCAUCGAUUUGAUUUCCUUGGAACCCGGAGAUCGAACGAAACAAAAGCGCCAAAAGUAUGCACACUGACCAUUUGAAGUCAGCCCAAGGAAACCAUGUGGAGAUGCUUAUGAUGUUGCAAAACAUGGAGGAGAAGCUUGUACCAGAUUACUUUACUGGCCAGGUAGACGGUUUCCCACAUCAUUGUUAUCCCGACUACCCGCAUUUUGGAUCAUCACCUUCAUUCACAACCCUACCCUCAAGUAGCAGCAAGAGUUCGACCAUAUCGUUCACCACCAGCAGCGGCACUGAUGCACCGGAUGCAGAAGCUGCUGACUUUGACUAUAAGGGGCGGGGAUCGCCGGUAUGCGCGAACAACAACAUGGCAGCCAUGAGGGAGAUGAUAUUCCGGAUAGCAGCCAUGCAGCCGAUAAACAUAGACCCGGAGGCAGUCAAGCCACCCAAGCGGCGGAACGUGAGGAUAUCGAGCGAUCCACAAAGCGUGGCGGCACGUCAUCGGAGAGAGAGGAUAAGCGAGCGGAUACAGAUCCUCCAGAGGCUCGUGCCUGGCGGCACCAAGAUGGAUACUGCCUCCAUGCUCGACGAGGCCAUCCACUACGUGAAGUUCCUCAAGAGGCAGGUGCAAUCACUAGAGAGGGCAUCCCAUGCUGAUAAUGAUGGCCCAGGAGAGAUCACACUAGGGUUAGGGUUUCCAAUGCCGGUGGCAGCCGAUCAUGACAGCCGGGCGGGUUAUAUCGAUAGUUCCACCAACUCCAUGACAAAAGGAAUGCCAUCAUAUCAUUAUCGUCAUCAACUGCAUGCACCAGCCCAAAAUGAGCGAAAUUAUGCCAAUUUUUAGAUGGAGUCAAGUAUUAUGAUCCGAAGAGAGUUGAUUAUUAGGGAAAGGAUUAAAUUGUGGAAUAUUAUGUCAUGUUAUGGUCGUCCCAUGCAGGGCAUGCUUAACGGAACUGUUAUUAUGUUUGGUCUUAGGGCAUGUCAUCGUUUGUACUGUUUUAUUGCUGCAGUGCUAAAAGCAAGUGUUCAUGCAAAUAACAAGAGCUUAUGCCCGAGCAUUACAUAUGUGAAAAAA